CAUCUGUUAGAGGAAGAGUUAGAUGCUUCUAUCAGUUUUACAGCUAAUAUUUAUUCUGCGAUUUGCUGCACGUCAUUAUCAUUCAGGACUAGUAAGACUGAACAGUAAACAGUUUAUCCUUGUCUUUUGUUGCUGUUUUAUAAAUUAACUUCACUGGGGGGAUUUCAGAAGAUGGAAAAAGGAUCCCAACCACAAGAUGUGGCUCCACCCUACCCCGGCCCUCCCAUACAUUACGGCAGUGCUGGGCCUCAGCCAGAGAUGUACGCUCAACCAGGCUUUUCCGCUCAACCAAGCUUUCCCACUCAACCAGCCUUCUCCACUCAACCUGGCUAUCCCACUCAACCAAGCUUUCCCACUCAACCAGCCUUCUCCACUAAACCUGGCUAUAUCACUCAGACAGGCUACUCCGCUGUCCCUGUCGAAUACCAGGGAGGUGUUGCUUUUGCUCCGGCACCAACAGUGACUCAUGUGGUAGUAACACCUGCACUAACAGACGUCCCUGGACAGACUUUGUGUCCUCACUGCCGGCAAACUGUGAUCACUCAGACUCAGCACACACCAGGAUUGUUGGCCUGGGUUAUCUGCGGAGGGAUGACCCUCUUGGGAUUCUGGCUUUGCUGCUGUAUCCCAUUUUGCCUCGAUUCCUGUAAUGAUGUGGAGCAUCGCUGUCCAAACUGCAAACGUGUUGUUUACAUAUACAAACGAAUGUAAAACCAGUCCCAAAUACAAACUUUUGUAUUGUUUAUCACUCAUGUCUGCUCUAAGUGUCUUUCCCUCCUUACAUGUCACAGAAAGGGAGAUGGGGAGAGGAAUGAGUUAUGCUUUUAUCAGCAACAUCUAGGGACUGGUACCGA
Girardinichthys multiradiatus is the source of this 854-nucleotide messenger RNA. RefSeq names its product lipopolysaccharide-induced tumor necrosis factor-alpha factor homolog. The coding region runs from base 172 to 711 and encodes 179 amino acids. Gene Ontology annotation, molecular function: zinc ion binding. The transcript is spliced from 6 exons. The record is from RefSeq and is a predicted model, not a curated record. Lineage: Eukaryota; Metazoa; Chordata; Actinopteri; Cyprinodontiformes; Goodeidae.